UUUCAAGUUUGGUGCAUCGGAUGCAACGAGGUCUCGCCCACUACGCCCUAAAGCGCUGCUAGAAGUGCAGUGUUUUUGCGGAACUGUAGACGCAUUCUGCUGCCGAACAAGCAGCAAAAGGACCCGGAACGUAAACUGACCCAUUCCGAGUCUUCCUUGCAGUGACCGACUGUCAAUUGGAUCGUACCGUCUCGCUCCAACGUCGCAGUGUCGCGCGAGUGCAUCAAGGAAAACACAAACACCCUUUUCUCGUCGCCCCCGAGAGGGCAGAAAAAAUCAACGGAGGCCCCGAGUUUGGUGGAAAGGAGUGGCAAAAAUAGGGCGUCAAAGACCCGGACAACCGGCGACCGGAAGCAUCGCAGCACAACGGCCCCUGAAACGGCGCUCCGGAUAAAGCAGAAUGAGUUCUCUGUUUGCUCGUGUGUUCCGCCAGGCGCGCGUUACCUUUGAGCAGACGGCCAUAAGCGACCCAAAGUUUGCUGGCCACCUGCAAACGCUGCGCCGCCUGCUAGACCAGCUGACGCUGGCCGAUCUCGGUCUCGACCCAUCGCUAGUGGCAACCGAAACGUUCCAGCAGCCAACCAAAGCUCCGUGCACCUUCGUGGACGUGUUCCAAAACGACUGGUUUGCGAUUUCGGUGUUUGUGUUGCGCGAGAACUACACCAUGCCGCUGCACGACCAUCCGCGUAUGUACGGCUUGCUGCGAGUCGUUUCCGGUGCGGUCCAGAUCUGCAGCUUCACCGAACUGGCCCGCCGGGACAUGGUGGUCACCGGUGUCGGUGGUAGCACCGGUGACGCGGCGACCCUGCGCCGUCACGUGCUGGUAGCGGCGGAGCCGGAAAAGAUCAUCAGCUCCUCGGUCGGCGACUGUGCGAUGCUGACGCCGAGCGAACGGAACUUUCACGAAAUCACCGCUAUCGGUGGGCCGGCAGCCUUCUUCGAUAUCCUCAGCCCCCCGUACAACACCAGCUUGCCGCAGCACAUUUCAUUCUACCGCAAGGUGCCGGUACCGCGGCAUCUGGCCGAACUGGAACUGGGCAGCCCGGGCGAAGAGAAACCGCUCGCCCCGCAACCGGAUGACGAUCGGCCACGGUACGUGCUGGAGACGAUUCCGAUCCCGGAAAACUACUACUGUGAUACGGAGCAAUACGUUGCGCCCGAGUUUCUGCUGCACGGCGCGGACGAAAGCGAUGCGGAUGUGCACAAGUAAUCCAACGACAACGGAUUAGGAACGGAUUGUCGCGCAUUUACUUCGAUCGUUACGUGUUGGCUUACGAUCUUUCCCCCUCUUGCGUUUGCGAUGUUCGGGGCAGGUUUGAUUUUAUGUUAAUACUGUCCCCCCCACGCCGUGUUCCAUCCCUUGCGGUGGACUGUGCCGCACCGCAAGCACCGUUGUUUAGAACCGCAAGACCAUGAUGUUCAAUAAACAAAAAACACAACA
Messenger RNA from Anopheles cruzii, 1441 nucleotides. Its product is annotated as 2-aminoethanethiol dioxygenase. Bases 401 to 1210 code for a protein of 269 amino acids. Gene Ontology annotation, cellular component: mitochondrion. Gene Ontology annotation, molecular function: oxidoreductase activity, acting on single donors with incorporation of molecular oxygen, incorporation of two atoms of oxygen. NCBI's taxonomy places the organism in Eukaryota, Metazoa, Arthropoda, Insecta, Diptera, Culicidae. The record is from RefSeq and is a predicted model, not a curated record. The transcript has 2 exons.